AUGACCACGUUCUAUUUUGGUGGAGAUGGAGAGGAAUCCGAGAAGCUAUUCAGGUACCGGCCUGGAGGACUGCAUCCUGUUAUCCUCGGCGAAGUUCUUCCCAAACUCGGUACCUGUGUAGAUGACCAAGUUAAAAAGCCACGAUACCGCAUCCUCCUGAAACUUGGCUUCGGAGGAUUUUCCACUGUUUGGCUCGCGCGAGAUGUCGACGAGAAGUAUGCUUGAUUCGUCCUCACAUGUCGGCAGUCCCUAGCUAACCAAAACCGUCUGACAGAAGAUACGUCGCCCUCAAGAUCUGCCAGGGUUCCGAUCAACCCACUCAAAGGAGCACUGAAGCAGAAAUUCUACACCAUCUCCACCAGGUCGACUCUGACGCACUGGGCCACGAGAAUAUUUUGGAAAUCUACGACAGCUUUACAGUCCGAGGCCCCAAUGGGUUCCACGCGUGUAUCGUAACCGAAGUCGUGCUGCCCUUGCGUCGCAUGUCUAUCGAAAAACACGGCUCGCCACAGAGACUAGCCCAGCAAGCAUUGGCCGGCUUUGAUUUUUUACACCGCCACGGGGUGGUGCAUGGAGGUAAGGCUCAACCGUGGGAGUCCAGAAUGCGGACGCAGCUAAAGGAUGUGCCUGGUUUACAGAUCCCCAUUACAACAACUUCGGCAUAGCGUUACCGCAACUCCAGGAGGCUAAGGAAUUGGAUGUGAUGGAUCAAUUUUCCGAUCCUGUGCUUGUACCAGUGGUACCGCAUGAUCCAUUCUUGCCACUUGAGUCGUUCCCAGCCUACCUCACCGAAACCAGCCCAUUGGAAGAAUUAAUCCAGGCGAGGAAUCUUCUCCCUUCACCUGAGGAAAUGUGUCUCAAAAUCAUCGAUUUUGGAAGAGGUAAGCCCCCUAGCCUUGGUGAACAGACGUUGAUUAACUAUUAUUAGCAUGCUGGGCAGAUGAAAUUCCUUCAGACCUACCAGGUGCCACACCAGUCGCGAAUCGACCACCUGAAGUCGUGAUGCAUAUGUUAUCCAACGGAGAAAUUGGGUCGGUCUGGAGCAAAGAAGCCGAUAUUUGGGCGAUUGGAUGUAUGGUGAGUCAAACUUCAAAUUCAUCUCAUCCCAGGUGCAGUAGAUGUAUACUGAACAACACGUGAAGAUACACGAAUUGAGGGGAGGGUAUAUGGUGUCAUCAUGGGGCAAUCUCCAGUCGCAACUUUACGAUGCCUUGUGUUUAGGUGGUUCACCACCUAAAGACUGGUCUGAUUUCUUGAGUUCGCAAAAGCCCAGCUACGGGACUGAGGUCUGGAAACAACCCGUAUUCGAUACGGACAAGGCCUGGAGUCGUCGGCUGAAGAAUGAGCCUGAUCGUGAGACGUUCCUAGAUCUGAUCCGAAAAAUGGUCACCACGCGGCCAUCAGAUCGAACUCAGAUCGCCAUGCUCUAUGACCAUCGCUAUUUCUCUGACGGGAGUGAUUCAGAGUCGGGGGAUUCGGACAAAGCGAAUUGUGGUCAUAACAACUAG
This is a messenger RNA of Clonostachys solani, 1508 nucleotides long. Lineage: Eukaryota; Fungi; Ascomycota; Sordariomycetes; Hypocreales; Bionectriaceae. The record is from the annotation of a GenBank genome assembly.